AUGGCCUUGGCCCGAGGAGUGCCUCCUGAGCCCGGCCGCCCAGGCUGCCGCAGCCGCCUCCACCGCCGCCCAAAUGGGCUCCGCCACCUGCCAGCGAUGAGGACCAGGCGCUCCCUCAGCCAGCUGGCCAGUCAAUCACCUGUGCGCGCCUCUGCCUGGGCGCCCGCCCGCGCGCCCGCACCCGACCCGCACGACCGGCCGCAAAGCGCCUCCGCGGACACCCGACACCCCCCGCACCCGCAGACGUUGGAGGUGUACUCCCCGCCGCGGUGGGCGCAUGCGCGUUCCCAGCAGUCUUUGCGCCUCCCGCGCCUCUGGCCCGACGGGCGGAGGAAGGGGAAGCCGCUAGUCGAGACCCUUGCCACGUCCUCACCGGCGCUGCAGGGGAAGCGACCUCAGCUCCUGUCCAGGAUAGCGUUCUGCGCACCACUAGUCUUCCAAGCGGGCACCUCGAGGGCUAAAGUCUGCCUGUUUUUGCUCUCUGACCCCACACUGAAGAUUCUGCAGGUCUUCCCCAUCACUGGGCACAGGAGGGCCUGGACGGAAGCCUGUCCUCUGCAGCUGCCCCAAAGGCUGCUCCUGCUGGGGGCAACCACCCUGAUUGCGUCUGCGCUGCACACAGCCGACCUGGUGGACCUGUGCGGCCGGACGUGGCAGGGGGACGGGCUGCUGCUGAGCUCGCAUUCCGCGUCGCGCCGCUUCUACUUCGUGGCCCCAGACACCGACUGCAGGCUCUGGAUGCUGGCGGCGGCCCCCGGCGACAGGAUCCGCUUCCAGUUUCGCUUCUUCCUGGUCUACAGCCUGACGCCGGCGGCGCCCAACGCCUCCUCCCCGGCGCCGGAGGACCCCUGCGCCCCCGGGUCCUACCUGCAGUUCUACGAGGGCCCGCCGGGGGCGCCACGGCCUCUGGGGGCCCGGCUCUGCGGCCUGACCAUCCCUGAGCCGGUGGCGUCCUCCGGGGACUUCCUGGGCCUGCGCCUGGUCACCAGAGGCCGCCAGCCCCGCGUGGACUUCGUGGGCGAAGUCUCCUCUUUCCGGUUGGGAUCCUGUUGUGCCUACUUCCGAUGUCAGAACAGCAGGUGCAUCCCCCCGAGCCUGGUGUGCGAUCCCUGGGGCAUGGACAACUGUGGCGAUGGCAGUGACCAGGCUUCGUGGCCAGCAGCCAACUGCAGAGAGCUGUUAUUUCCCACUGCCGGUCCCUCUCCGGUGCCCAGCCAGGAAGGGAGUAUGGAUGAUGGUACCUCCCGGCCCCUGACUCUUCCCCCAGCUCGUGGGUCUGCGGGCCCCCUGGGGACUGCAGAUGAGCGGAGUCCCCCAGCAUGCCGGGACCCUGCAUGACAGGAUGCAGCUCCGGAAGGCCCCAGGCUGCGGGGGUGGCGCUGGCCUCCUCGCUGUUCCUAG
Balaenoptera acutorostrata (minke whale) is the source of this 1401-nucleotide messenger RNA. It is a transcript of the gene LDLRAD2, whose product is annotated as low density lipoprotein receptor class A domain containing 2. The record is from RefSeq and is a predicted model, not a curated record. NCBI's taxonomy places the organism in Eukaryota, Metazoa, Chordata, Mammalia, Artiodactyla, Balaenopteridae. Gene Ontology annotation, molecular function: protein binding. The transcript has 6 exons.